Microsporum canis CBS 113480 is the source of this 1875-nucleotide messenger RNA. RefSeq names its product sodium/nucleoside cotransporter 2/nucleoside cotransporter 2. Gene Ontology annotation, biological process: nucleoside transmembrane transport. Gene Ontology annotation, cellular component: membrane. Gene Ontology annotation, molecular function: nucleoside transmembrane transporter activity; symporter activity. The coding region runs from base 1 to 1875 and encodes 624 amino acids. Lineage: Eukaryota; Fungi; Ascomycota; Eurotiomycetes; Onygenales; Arthrodermataceae. The record is from RefSeq and is a predicted model, not a curated record. The transcript has 3 exons.
AUGGAGAAUCAGCAGGGUCAAAGACAGGCAGUGGACAACUUGCCAUCCCCGGAAGCACCAGGAGCGAACCCGCCCUCGCCGACUUUGAAUCCGGCUCACCAGCACCAUGAUGCCCACCAUGUCCGUGAAUCCAUCAAUGCUGAGAAACCUGCCAUAGGCGGAACAGUUACCGAACGAGGCCUUUCCGAUACCAGUCACAGAAUACAGAGCUCGACUGAAAAGCCUAUCGUCGAGAAUCUUAGCGACGUUGAAGGUGGGCAGCCCGUCGAGGAGGGCAGCCGACGUAGCAUAUGGGCGCGUUACAAAAAGGAGAUUCGUCUCGCGAUACACUUAGCAAUCUGGAUAUUGUUCACUGGUUGGUGGAUUGCUGGUUUGAUCCUUCGCCGCAAAGAGCUUGGAUGGGUAGUUCCAUUCCUAGUCUAUCUCGGCGUUACUCUACGUCUUAUCUUCAACUACGUGCCUAUUUCCAUAGUCACCAAGCCGAUAUACUGGCUAUGGUCCCAUACCGCAGAACCUGCCGCUCGCCUGAUCCCUACGAAACUGCAGACACCUCUUUCCGCUGCUCUAGUUGUAUGCGUGAUUGUUAUCGGCGCAUUCGCAUCCGAGGAGUCACAGGAUAACACCCGUGCAAACCGCGCAAUCAGUUUGUUUGGGCUUGCUCUGCUCAUUUUCUGUUUAUGGGCGACGUCUAAGAACAGAAAGAAGAUUGUAUGGCGUACAGUCAUUGUUGGGAUGCUCGUGCAAUUCGUCAUUGCUCUCUUCGUCUUGCGCACGCAGGUUGGAUACGAUAUCUUCCACUUUAUUUCUCAGCGUGCAACAGAUCUAUUAGGAUUCGCAUCCCUCGGUACCCAAUUCCUCACUACUCCCGACGUGAAGAAAGUGACCUGGUUUUUGGCCAAUGUUGUACCUGCGAUUAUUUUCUUCGUUUCACUGGUUCAGCUCCUUUAUUAUGUUGGGUUCGUCCAGUGGUUCGUCGUCAAAUUUGCCUCGUUCUUUUUCUGGGCAAUGCGAGUUUCUGGGGCUGAGGCCGUUGUCGCUGCAGCCUCGCCGUUUAUCGGUCAGGGAGAAUCAGCUAUGCUGAUUCGCCCAUUUAUCAACUACCUAACCAUGGCUGAGAUCCAUCAAGUCAUGUGUUCCGGUUUUGCGACCAUAGCUGGAAGUGUGUUGAUCGCCUAUGUUGGCCUGGGGGUUAAUCCUCAGGCCUUAAUCUCAUCCUGUGUGAUGAGUAUCCCUGCAUCUCUGGCGGUUUCGAAGAUGAGAUAUCCCGAGACUGAAGAGACCCUUACCGCUGGCCGGGUGGUCAUUCCAGAAGACGAGGAGCACAAGGCAAAAAACGCACUUCACGCAUUUGCAUCUGGCGCUUGGCUGGGUCUUAAAAUUGGUAGCAUGAUAGCUGCCACACUACUCUGUAUUAUCUCCUUAAUUGGUCUUAUCAACGGCCUUCUUACUUGGUGGGGUCGUUACUUGACCAUCGAUGACCCAGAUCUUACCCUUGAGCUCAUCUUGGGCUACCUCUGCUAUCCAAUUGCCUUCCUCCUAGGCGUUCCUCGAACCGGCGAUCUUUACAAGGUUGCCCAACUAAUUGGCCUUAAACUUAUCGCGCAGGAUCCCGAGUAUGCCAAUCUCUCCCCUCGAUCUCGAUUAAUCGCUACAUAUGCCCUUUGCGGAUUCGCAAACAUUGGCUCUCUCGGCAACCAAAUUGGUGUUUUGGCUCAACUGGCACCUGGCCGUAUUGGGGACGUGUCACAAGUAGCUUUGAGCGCCAUGUUAACAGGGGCAUUAAGCACAUUUACCAGUGCUAGCAUCGCUGGGCUUCUGGUUACCGACCAACAGCAGGUCUUCACACCGAAGAACAUGACCAUGCCGUCCACUUAG